Tribolium madens (black flour beetle) is the source of this 1599-nucleotide messenger RNA. It is a transcript of the gene Ada3, whose product is annotated as transcriptional adapter 3-A. Gene Ontology annotation, molecular function: transcription coactivator activity. Gene Ontology annotation, cellular component: SAGA complex. Lineage: Eukaryota; Metazoa; Arthropoda; Insecta; Coleoptera; Tenebrionidae. The transcript has 6 exons. The record is from RefSeq and is a predicted model, not a curated record. Bases 129 to 1448 code for a protein of 439 amino acids. Gene Ontology annotation, biological process: regulation of transcription by RNA polymerase II.
CUCAUCUGGCAUCACUGUGUGUUACGGGUUUUAGGCGUCAACAAACAAAUUCAUUGAAAAUUGAUCAAAAUUCGUCUCAAUGACCGUUUUGGUCAACAUUACAUGCUUUAUUCUUGUUAAGAUUUGUGAUGAACAAUUCUAAGCGCCAGAUGAUGCAGAAAAGUUCUCUUCGUGGGGGCAAAGCGAAAGAGGCCCCUUCGUCCUCUCGGCACGAUUCCACCACUCUAGAAACCGCAAACUUUAUAACUGCUGUACCCUUAAUCCGUCAAUCUGAUAACACAAAGCUUCUGCCUCGCUAUUCAUCCAUUUUGGGGCGCACGGAAGACGAUGGAGUUAACAUGGAUGACUUAGAUCAACUUCAACUCGACCUUGAGAAGUUAAUAUCGACGUGUGCGGUUCGAAACCGAUUUUUGAGGGGUGAAAUUGAGUCUAUUGAUCGAGUUGAGGAAAAAAGGGACAAGAAGGGCAAGUCUUAUGAUAAAGGAGGGUUUAAACGGAAAAGGCCCGAUGAUAAAGUGAAAUAUCGGGAUUUGAAAAAUGGUGCGCGUCCCCUGAAACGGCAUUAUCCACUUCCAGUAAACAGUAUUAUAGGGGAUGUGCCCCUGAGACAUGAAAUGCCCAAAAUUAAUUUACCGAAAAAUGAUACUUCGGACAAGUUUUGGGCCACGGUGGAGCCCUACUGUGCUCCCGUUACGAAUUCACACGCUACGUUCCUAGACAAAUUGAUAGAGGAAUGUUCGCAAGAAAUUGAUGUAAAAAUCCCCGAAUUGGGUGAAUAUUACGCCAACGAAUGGUCCGACAAUGCGACAGGAGUUGAGCAAGAAUUAGGCCUCACCACGAAAACCGUCGGACUUGACUUAAAAAAGAACGGUUUGAGUGCAAUGGUUGACACAUUUUCAAAUCCAAAAACUCAACGCUUAUUGGCCGCCCUUAUCGAGGAGAAAGUGAUGACAUCAUUUCCAGGCGUGACUGGAAAACUUAAACCGUCUGAUUUGAAUAUAAUCAAGUCGACUGGUGGUCCACGUGCUGCCAUUUGUAUGGAUCGUCGCCUCAAAAAGGAUUUAGUCGAACAAGGAUUAUUAAGUGUUGAAGAUUUGUCAAAAACAAUACCUGAUGAUGAGAUUUUACAAGAAAUUAAAAAGUGUCAACAAGAAUUGACAGCUGUUAAUGAGUAUAAUGUGGAGGAAUUGAAACGAUUGAAAUGUAUAGUUGUCAAAGAUUUAAAACGGCAAGAAAUCAAAGCGGCUAUGGAUGCAGUUGACGGCGAGGUUUUGGAGGUUUAUAAUAAAGUACUUAUGACCAAACAGAAGCAAAUUCAACAAGCCAAGGAUGAGGAUUUUGAUAAAGCGGCGUUUACAAAAAGCUUGAAAGAAUUCGAGGCUAAAACACAAGCCCUUUUGGAGACUCAAUUUAAGCUUCAAAAGGCUAUGUCGGCAUUGCACGAUUAAAAAACCAAUUUAAGUUUUAUAUAAUUUUUUUUUGACACAUUAAUUUACAAAUUAGUCUGAUAUUUGGUGUUUAGAGUUGUGUUUCUUUUCUCGAUUGUGCUGUGCACAACCUUUGUCUAAUUAACACUCCUAAUUAAAUAAUUAAAAAACA